UUCCUAUGCGGGUGGGGGACGAGGGGGGGAACUGGAUAUAAAAUCCAGGCACUUCCGCCGGAAAAGUUUUGUUGGUUCUUCAAGCUCGUCGUCACUCGUUCACACAAGCCACUCAUUCUUUCCAACCUUCAACUUCAGACUUCACCGUCGUCCACUCGCUCAACGCAAAUACCAAACACAAAACAAAAACAAAACCUCCCCCCAAAACAACAACAAUCAAAAUGCAGUUCUCCCACGUCAUCCUUGCGGUCAUCGCGGCCACGCCUGCCCUCGCCUACCUCGACUGCGGCGGUGGACGCGCUCCCAUCAAGACCACCGUGAUCGGCUGCCCCGGCUACGUCGAGCCGACCACCGCGGUCGCCUACCCCGUCGUCGAGGAGACCCCCGUCGCCACCUACGCCCCCGAGGUGACCACCAGCAGCGUCGUCUACCCCGUCGAGACCCCCGUCGUGUCGUCCUACACCGUCGAGACCACUCCCGUCACCUACGCUCCCGAGGAGACCCCCGUGGCCAGCACCUACGCCCCCGAGGAGACCCCCGUCGACACCUCCGCGCUCGUCGCCACCCCCGUCCCCACCACUUUCCACCCCUCCUACAUCACCCCUUCAUACGUCGCCUCAGUCUCCGCCGCGCCUUCCGCCUCCGGCAACUCCACUGGCAACCCCAAGCCUUCCGGCUCGGCCGUCCCCUCGGCUGUUCCUGAGGGCAGCGCUGGCCAUGUCCUCCCCGGCAUGCUCACCGUGCUCGGUGUUGUCGCUGCUGGUAUGAUGCUCGCUUAGAUAUCUACUGGUGCUCCAGCGUAUUUUUGUGUUAUGAGGAAUGUAGAUAGAUGGCUCUCUGAUCUGGCGGUGGAAAUAGUAAUUGUUAAUGUUGUCUAAAAA
Molecule: messenger RNA, 881 nt
Organism: Tricharina praecox
Lineage: Eukaryota; Fungi; Ascomycota; Pezizomycetes; Pezizales; Pyronemataceae
Exons: 1
Coding region: 222-779 (185 amino acids)
Source: RefSeq, a predicted model, not a curated record